GUUAUGGAAGUAUACAACACUUUAUUACCUUUUAUUUAUUAUUCUAUUAUGAAAGGUGAGUUCUUUGUCGCUCUGUAGCUAGAGGACCAAAGGGAAUCUAUGGCAGCCAUCUAAAUGUGCGUCUGUCUGGUCAUAAUUGAAUGACCAUGCCGAGCCAAACGACGUCCCCGCCGCCGCUGACAGUGACUGUGUUUGCAGCACUCUGGGUCAGUUUGGGUCGGUGUGGUGUGUCCGAGUCUCUGGGACCGCCGGGAUGUGACAAUGGAAAGCUGUCUUUGGACAGGGACUUAUUGCCUGCUGUUUAUUGGGACUGUCCAGGGUCUACUAUUUGGCCAGUGUCUCCUCAGAGACGUCCCAGUAUUGACACAGUGUAUGAUCCUGUGCCAGCCAGGCAGAUCUGCAUGGAUACAUCUAUUUCCUACAACCAUACCAUUCCCAACAGUGGAGCGUACAGACCAGUAAGGGCAGAGUGUGGAGAGUACUUGUACUGUCCUCCUCAACGGUGGCUCAAUAACUUGCACCAAGGAGCACCUGUUUUGCUGUACCAUCCCUGUGCGCCUCUCCAUGAGCGUCUCCUUCUGUCUGUCCUGGCCCGCUCAUGUCUGCCAGACUACAUUAUAACCUCCCAUCCACAACUCAAUGAACACAUGCCAAUAGCCUUGGUGUCAUGGGGUCACACCUUGGAGCUGUCCACCGUGGCCUCUUCAGACGUCUGUAAUUGGCUGGAGACCACAACAAACACACCAAGACAGUCUGGUGGUGUGAGCCGGAGUAGGAAGUACAACCUGUUGUUAAUCCGGUCAGCCGAGCAGCACUGGCAGCAACAUGCACAUCCAGAGGAACACUUCGCAAAAAUGAAGUCUCUGAGGCAAUGCUGUGAGCAGACCAUCUCUUCUCUGCUGAAUGGUGCGACGAAGAAAGAGCUAGAGUCCAACGUGAAGAAGGAAAGAUUGAGACAAAUGAAAGAGGAAGGAAAAAGGAGGCAGAAAAGAGCUGCCAUUAGAGAAAAACAGGAGAUUGUUAAGGAGGAGAGCGAGAGACAAAACACACGAACACACCGGCCCACCAACGGCAGGACAAGGAACUUCCAGAACUCCAACAGUACGCUUGGACCAUCAGCAGGUUCUCUUCCAGGGAUCAGGACUCUCUCAGAUCCUCCAGGUUCUAGGGGAGCUCCUUCUCAAUCUAAGAUCCAGAAUACAAAUCAGAGUCUUAAACCAAUGGCCACAGCUUCUUUGGAGUCAAAUAUGUCUGACCUCAAAAACCCAAACCCCUCUGGUGGGUUGGAUGUUGGUGCAGAUGGUGUGAACAGGGAACAUAAUGAGACCACAAGGCCUGAAGCCCGGGUCCUCGGUUCCAAAGAUGAAGGUAUAGACUCAGCCAAACAGAGGGACGAUGACUCUGUUGGACACAGCCUGAAAGAGAAAAUCUCUACUGAGAAAAACUUUGAUAAAGGCAACACAGCGGAUGGCACAAUGAAGGACAAUGAAGUGGUAAAUGUUAAAGAGAGGGAGUUGGAACAUAAGCAAACACACAGUGACACACACUCUCAACACAAAAGUGAAAAGAUUGGCUUUGGUUCUGUUUCCAAAUCCCAAUCAGAGUCGCCACCUCAGCCACAACAGCACCAGAACCCACAGUCAGCCACUACCCUGCUCAACAGCCACGACUGUGGUAGCUGCAAAGGAGCAGAACACUGUGAAUGCAACAAGGCCUCAGGGGCCUCGGCCGCUCUUGUGAAUGAAGGGUGGCUGAGGACCCCCAGGACAAACGAGGGAGUGUGGGCAGCAGCAGCACUGGGCUUCCUGCUGAUUCUCCUGACCCUGUCAGUGCUCCACACACGCCUGUACCGCCACUGGAGGACCACACCCAGUCUUUACUGGCACGACCCUCAACAGGACUACGACAGUGUGGCAGAUGUGAUCCGCAGGAGGCUACGAAUUGCAAACAGGAGGCGGAAAAGGGGCAGGAGACAGGAGUGUGUUCUUCUGCCCAGCUCCUCCAGCUCAGAAGAACAUCUAUAGAAAUCUGAAGGAAAAAUCCCAGAGAACGUAGAGGAGGUGGACAAUAUUGGCAACAACCCGUCUAUUAAAAAAGUUGCUGGAUAACCUGAAAAGCUCAAGCUGAAAUUCCACAAAGCUGCUCAAGGGUCAGUUAGAUCCUGUUUCCAAAUUUAUUGGGUACAGAGUGAAUUGACAGAGGUCCUCUUACAGUUUUUUUUGGGGGGACCAUCUUUAUACCUACUUAUCCUCGUGAAGGAGGGAGAACAGAAUAACAUUUUUUGACCAUCCAAAACGAGCAAUGUGUUAUAAACCGCAAGAACACAGGCAAAUUCUUUCUCUUUCAAAUUGUGUAUGUGUGUCAUAGAUAUACCAUUCAAUAAUAUUGUAACCAAAACCACAGUUCCCAAAUAACAAGCAUCAAAGAAUAUUGAC
Messenger RNA from Etheostoma spectabile (orangethroat darter), 2435 nucleotides. It is a transcript of the gene tp53i13, whose product is annotated as tumor protein p53 inducible protein 13. Gene Ontology annotation, cellular component: cytoplasm. The transcript has 9 exons. NCBI's taxonomy places the organism in Eukaryota, Metazoa, Chordata, Actinopteri, Perciformes, Percidae. Bases 141 to 2024 code for a protein of 627 amino acids. The record is from RefSeq and is a predicted model, not a curated record.